Molecule: messenger RNA, 3877 nt
Organism: Nematostella vectensis (starlet sea anemone)
Lineage: Eukaryota; Metazoa; Cnidaria; Anthozoa; Actiniaria; Edwardsiidae
Exons: 2
Coding region: 3165-3632 (155 amino acids)
Molecular function (GO): oligosaccharide binding
Source: RefSeq, a predicted model, not a curated record
CUGGCUGCGGAGCUACAGGAGGGAGAAUAACAAAUCCGUUAAAAUUUGGCCUCAGAUAGUACUCAUACCUCCUACUUUUUUUAUCAAUGCCUACGUACAAGUACCGCUUAGUGAAAAGGAAACCUUACUUAUUGAGACCACAUAAUUUAGGAGAGCAGUGAACUUCGACCCUUAUAGAGAAAAACCAUAAUCGCGAGUAUCAUGCACACUCGCAAUCGGUGCAGCGGUGACAUGACGACCCUGACCUUGCUAUAGAAUACCAAGUUGGCAUUAAGAAAAGCAACGUGAUUCUGUGCCUGAAUAAAUACUUCAAGUAACCCUGUCGGUGGCGUCCUGUUGGUCACACAGGCAGGCGCUCCGCCACAUCUGUCUCAGCCCACGCAAACGUGUAAAAGGUCAGCCACAAGACAAUGAUGCGACAAACUUAAUAGCUAAUUAGGUAUAAAUAACAAAUAAGUUUGGCUAAGAUUUUAAAUGCGUUAAGCAUGUUGCUCAUUGUAACGAGUGUCUUCUGUUUUUGUUCUUGUUGCUAAGUUGUUGUUAAUGGUGCUAUUCUUGUUGUUGUCCUUAUUGUCUUUUUGAUUCAUUUGAAAUCGAUGCUUUUUGUAGCCUGCUAGCCGGCUCUCAUGGUGGGUUAUUCGGAAAUGUUUUAUUUUCGAAUAUUGGGAACCCGGUGCGCGCGAAGGCCGAGGUGCGCUGGGCCGAGGGUGCAAAGAAAUGAGAGCCGGCAACAAAACGCCCUGAAUUAAAUCUUGCCCUGACAAAAAAAGCACCGAAAGUAAUGUCUUUUUGUUUCAUUUCACCUCAAAACGCCCUCUCUAUCUUUUUGAUCUAACAUCUAUAUAGUCUUCUAAGAAAAUAUAUGAAUUUAAAAUACUGCUUGGCAAUAGAAAUAAAGGACAUUUUAAUUUAAAUGAUCGAAAUAAUAAGCUCUGUUAUUUGUUUAAAACGGAAUUAAAAAAUAACUUAUUUUAAUCAAGGAACAGAAGCACAUACAAUGACGUCUUUUUACGUCGUAUUUCAAUUCCAUUCUCUGAUCUUAGUGUGAUACCGUUUCUUUUAGUGUUUAUGUUAGUAUAACCAGUAGAGAGAAUAAAUUGCAGUUUGCAUUUCACGAAAUGAAGUUUUACACUAAGAAAACAAUCAUAUGAUUAUAUUGACAUCGGGAAACAAUAUAACAGGGUGUAGCGUUCACAUGUCUCACCAUAAAAACGACAUUUUUUGGGGUUUCUGCAACACGUCUUACUUGUGUCUGCUCAUAACUAUUCUACUUUACACAGCAUUUGACUCGCAAGAGACCUGUGGGGUCAACAUUCAGUCAGAGUUUGCAGCCUUGUUUGGGUUCUCUUUUAAUUCCUUUUCCUCGCACGGUUUCUGGGAUUGUUUCAAAGGCUGUCUGAUUGAACCAGAAUGCCGGAGUGUGAACUAUCAUCUCUAAGCAAAAGUUUGCGAGUUCAACAGCGAGAGAGAGACAGUCAUCGAAGUACGUAAAGAGGGAUCUGUCGGUUUAUAUGGACAACGCAAGAACAGGUACAAUACGCAACGUGAACUAUCAAGAAUAGAUAUCAGUUUUAGAUGAGAUACCAAAAUAGUAAGAAAACUUAAUCCCAGAGAGAGCCAAAAAAGAGAAAAUCCCAGCUGUAGUAAAGGAUGGGUAGAUCUUACAGCCAAAUUCGUUGUUGCGCUACCGCGGCGAAUCCAAAAUCUUUGUCUUAUUUUGGAAUAGCGCGUAGUCAGACACAAGUUUUGGGGGCGAUUUGUCUGGUUUUGAUGGUUUGGUUUGAUUCACUACGCGCUAUUCCAAAACGAAGAAAGAAAUUUUCGAUUCUGGGAGUUCGCGCAACAACGCAUUUGGCUAUAAAUACACAACUUAAUAAACACUAACCCACAGACUUCAGCUCUAUGAUUUAUUCUGUGCAAGAAAAAACAAAUCGGAAAAAAAGACAUGGGAUUAUGGGUGCUUAGGACAUUCGUUAAAAAGUAAUUUACAUUCAAUUGCUUUUAAUAAUGAUGUAUACAGUACUUUCCAAAAUGUUAUCAUAAUAAAAUGGGGGUAAAUGUGCUUGCGAUUUAAGGAGAAUUACUACUUUUCGAUGAUUGGCCGAAAUACGAGAAAUAUACAUACGUUUAUGCUUUUCUCUCUCGCAAUUAAAAGGUAAAAUGCUGCUUUUCCUGAAGCUAGUUUACUGGGCCCAACCCCGAUCAAUGUAGACCACACCAUUGUAUGGACUUAAUUGGCCACGCCCCAAGCCGUAUUUAAUAUAAUUCUUUUUUCACUUUAUAUUUACAAUAUUUUUCAAUUAUCUUAGCCCAGUAAAGGUGAGGGCAACAAAACGCCAAAAGCAUCACAAACAUGAUGCUAGCCCCACGUUUUCACACCUUGGGGCUAAAUACAUCUAUUAUGAACAUUGCAUCUUUAAUAUUCGCAAAAGCAUUUUUUCUAGGUUUUUAUAAGCAAAUAUUGACUGAUUUUGUAUAAUUAAAUUUUACCUGUUUGUUGUAAAAACCUCGUAAAAUAUUGCGGGUAAAAAAAAAGAAAAGAAAUACAAAUAACUUUUUAUUCAUCAUGAUGUUUUGACUCUUUAUUCUUGUCUAUAACAAUUAACGGGAACAGCGAUCGUUUUGUCACAAAGAGAAUUUUGAUGUGGGUUUUAGAUAACCAGUCAUCUUCAUUAUCAGCUGUUCCUUCCGAGGCCUCUGCUAGCAGGGAAUAUCAGCUGAGUCUUAGAUGCGGAUAUCUGUGUCCACCUUAAAGUGCUUAUUUUUCUACGCAACUCUUUUGAUACAAGCUCCCAGCUGUAUCAAGAUUUAAGUUUUUUAAAAGCUUAAAACCUUAUCUCAAGUUAAAAAAACAAAAAAAUAAAUAAACUUUUUGAUGCGGGCCCAAGAUGCGAUAAAAUCCAUAAACCUCUUUCAUUGCCCUAACGCAAAAAGUAAUGAAACGUAAGCUUUAUUCCCUUUCAACAGCAAAUCGGGCGCGCAUUGAAUAUAAGCGCAGUAAAGAUAUGUCAAUACAGGUGUCUAAGAACUUUUUUUCUAGGAAUAUACGGAGAUGGUCGAUUGUGUCAAGACUUGCGGGAACAUGCGGGUAAGACCCUCGGGACGGGGGCGAGUAUUGGAUCGAUCCGGCCGCUGACCGGAAGCUGCUGCAUGUCUUCUGCGACAUGGAGACGGAUGGAGGAGGAUGGACUCCCGUCUCACGGACGACGCCCCAGUCUGAAAACUCAGUAAAGUAUAUGGACGACUACCGCUUUAUUGACCGCAAGCACUAUGAGACCGGGAUGUACCUAGUGGCGCGCCGAGCGCUGGUCGAGUUGCGGUCCCUGAUCGGCUUCACUCAGCUCAGAUGGCGAUGCCGCAAGCAGUCUGUCGGUCGCACCAUCGACACCACGACGACCAAUGACAGCGCAGGAGCCAUUACUGUACUGACCCAUUUUUUGGAGAAUGUGUCUCAACCGCACGCAUGUGGCUCGUAUGUCCGGUUACCGUACGAUGACUCGAUAUUAACGCAGAACUGCACCGAGUGGGGGGAGCAAACAGGAACAUGGGGUCAUCGUAACAUAAACAGAGACUUCGCCAUUUUUCAUUCCGGAGCACACAUUCGACGCAAGAAUGCAUUGGCUUUUUUGUGAUGACAGGACAUUUAAAGAUGCAAAAGCUGGUGACUACUGGGAACUAUAUGUGCGCUAAGAAUAAGAGCUGUGCGUUGAGGAUCUAGCAUAGUAAACUCGUGACGACCAGUUGCUCUACGCCAUAUAUUUAUACGGAAUUUGUUAUGUACGUGUAUAUGUUUGAUAUGUGUAAUAUGUAUGUUAAAGGCAAGAGAAUGCAGGCAUCUGCGUCUAAUCUAAAAUAAAACACAAGCUAUAUAAACUAA